UGUGAUCAUCAUCUUCUUCACAUCUCAACUACUCUCCGCAACAAACAAACAAUCACAAUCAUGUAUGUGAUAAAAAGAGACGGACGGCAAGAGGCGGUGCAUUUCGACAAAAUAACCGCUCGAUUGAAGAAACUCAGUUACGGACUCAGCAUCGAACACUGUGAUCCGGUGCUUGUGUCGCAGAAGGUGUGUGCUGGCGUAUACAAAGGUGUUACUACUAGCCAGCUUGAUGAACUCGCCGCGGAAACCGCCGCUGCGAUGACUGCUAAUCAUCCUGAUUAUGCUUCUCUGGCUGCAAGGAUUGCGGUAUCGAAUCUGCAUAAGAACACGAAGAAAUCAUUCUCUGAGACAAUUAAAGACAUGUACUUUCACGUCUGUGAGAGAUCUGGGAAGAAGGCUCCCCUUAUUGCAGAUGACGUUUAUGAAAUCAUCAUGAAGCAUGCUGCUAAGUUGGACAGUGAGAUUAUAUACGAUCGGGACUUUGAUUAUGAUUAUUUUGGUUUUAAAACCCUUGAGAGGUCAUAUCUAUUGAAGAUUGGAGGGAAGGUUGUUGAAAGACCUCAACAUAUGUUGAUGAGGGUUUCGGUUGGGAUUCACAAAGAUGACAUUGAUUCGGUAAUCAAGACUUAUCAUUUGAUGUCACAGAGGUGGUUCACUCAUGCUUCUCCCACCCUAUUCAAUGCAGGGACACCAACACCUCAAUUGAGUAGCUGUUUCCUGUUAUGCAUGAAAGACGAUAGCAUUGAGGGCAUAUACGAUACUUUGAAGGAAUGUGCUGUUAUCAGCAAAUCAGCAGGUGGAAUUGGUGUCUCUAUUCAUAAUAUCCGUUCAACUGGAAGUUACAUACGUGGAACAAAUGGUACAUCCAAUGGCAUUAUCCCAAUGCUGCGUGUCUUUAACGAUACUGCUCGAUAUGUUGACCAAGGAGGUGGCAAGAGAAAGGGUGCAUUUGCUAUUUAUUUGGAGCCAUGGCAUGCUGAUGUAUACGAGUUUCUUGAUUUGAGGAAAAACCAUGGAAAGGAAGAGCAACGGGCUCGGGAUUUGUUUUACGCUCUUUGGGUACCUGAUCUGUUUAUGGAGAGAGUUCGGAGUAAUGGCACGUGGUCUCUGUUUUGUCCAAAUGAGGCUCCUGGUUUGGCUGAUUGUUGGGGUCAAGAGUUUGAGAACCUCUAUACCCAAUAUGAAAAACAAGGAAAAGCUAAGAAAGUUGUUCAGGCACAGGAUCUUUGGUUCACUAUUAUGACAUCUCAGAUAGAAACAGGGACCCCUUACAUGCUCUUCAAGGACACUUGUAAUAGAAAAAGCAAUCAACAGAAUCUGGGUACCAUAAAGUCUUCAAAUCUUUGUACUGAGAUUAUUGAGUACACAAGUCCAACAGAAACUGCUGUAUGUAAUCUGGCAUCCAUUGCAUUACCGCGAUAUGUUCGAGAAAAGGGAGUUCCAGCAGAAUCUCAACCGUCAAAGCUUGUUGGUAGCCAAGGUUCUAGCAAUCGAUACUUCGAUUUUGAUAAACUAGCUGAGGUUUGUUUCUUAUCCCUUCAUUCUUGGAAACUUACUUUCGGUUAUGCUUUUAGCAAUCUGAUCAUAAGUAUUUUGUUUGGGCAGAUCACAUCAGUAGUUACUACAAAUCUCAACAAAAUCAUUGAUGUUAACUAUUAUCCAGUUGAAACUGCAAAAAAGUCAAACUUACGGCACAGACCCAUCGGUAUUGGGGUUCAGGGUCUUGCAGAUGCUUUCAUACUGCUUGGUAUGCCCUUUGAUUCACCAGAGGCUCAACAGUUGAACAAGGACAUAUUCGAGACGAUAUACUACCAUGCUCUGAAGGCGUCAACCGAGUUAGCUGAAAAGGAAGGUACUUACGAAACAUACAAUGGAAGUCCCGUUAGCAAGGGAGUUCUGCAACCGGACAUGUGGGGAGUAACACCUUCAGAUAGGUGGGACUGGAACGCGCUUCGUUCAACGAUAGCCAAAAACGGUGUAAGAAACUCACUGCUUGUAGCCCCUAUGCCAACCGCUUCAACAAGUCAAAUCCUUGGAAAUAACGAGUGCUUUGAGCCAUACACCUCCAAUAUCUACAGUCGUAGAGUUUUAAGUGGUGAAUUUGUUGUAGUGAACAAGCAUUUGUUGUAUGAUUUGACCGAGAUGGGUCUUUGGUCCCCCACUCUUAAAAAUCAGAUCAUAUACGAGGACGGUUCUGUUCAGAAAAUUUCUGAAAUUCCUCAACAUCUGAAAGAGAUUUACAAAACUGUGUGGGAGAUCAAACAAAAGACGUUGGUUGACAUGGCCGUUGACCGUGGAUGCUACAUAGACCAGAGUCAAAGUCUAAAUAUACAUAUGGACCAACCAAACUAUAACAAGCUUACGUCUUUACACUUUCACGCUUGGUCAAAGGGGCUUAAAACAGGUAUGUACUAUCUGCGAUCGCGUGCUGCAGCGGAUGCAAUUAAGUUCACUGUUGAUACUUCCCUUCUCGACAAAAAGCGAAAGAUAGCGGAGGAUGGAAACGAAGAUGACAUCACAAAAAUGUCGAAGAUGGUGUGUUCGUUGUUGAACCGCGAGGAAUGUAUGGCAUGUGGAAGUUAAAGUUAUUUUAACUAUUUGGCUAGCUAAUGUGUUUAAUUUGCAUACGAUAGUAAGUAUGUUGGCAUAUGAUAUUGUAGAGUUGUAGUGUGUGUUUCGGUUUCCAGAUAUAGCUGUUUGGGAAGUAUUAUGUAUAGUGGCAUGGUGUGACUUGGUUUAUAAAUAUGUUUUAGUCUAUCUAUAAGUUUUUAUCUUAUUUAUUA
Messenger RNA from Helianthus annuus (common sunflower), 2783 nucleotides. Its product is annotated as ribonucleoside-diphosphate reductase large subunit. The transcript has 16 exons. The record is from RefSeq and is a predicted model, not a curated record. The coding region runs from base 61 to 2583 and encodes 840 amino acids. Gene Ontology annotation, cellular component: ribonucleoside-diphosphate reductase complex. Lineage: Eukaryota; Viridiplantae; Streptophyta; Magnoliopsida; Asterales; Asteraceae. Gene Ontology annotation, molecular function: ATP binding; ribonucleoside-diphosphate reductase activity, thioredoxin disulfide as acceptor. Gene Ontology annotation, biological process: deoxyribonucleotide biosynthetic process; DNA replication.